UAACUUUCCACGUUGUUUUCCAGUCCGUUUACAUUACAAAAUACUCAGCCUGCUUUUAGGUACAUCGUGCCUGUAUUUUUGCUGUUUUUCUCUUCGCACCAAAAAUGUUUUGAAAAUUUAAAAGCAACAUACGACUCCAAAAUGAUGAAAUAUUGUUUACGAUCAUCUUCUUACAACCGAUACUUAACAUCCAUUUGUUUUCCUCGACAGUACAGCGUUAGCUCGGAAGAUAUAGAAAAGAUCAAAAAGUACAAAGAAACUGAAAAGCGGAAAGAAGAAGAAGGUCCAUUAUCGAAGUCAUAUAAAAUUCUAAAAGAUGAAAUUUCAAGGUACAAAAAAGGGCAGCUCUCAUUGCCCCCAGACAAAAUUCCAAAAUUUUCCGAUAUUGUUAUUAUUGGGGGUGGGAUCAUUGGAUCCGCGAUUGCAUAUGCUUUAAAACAAAGAGCUCCUGACAGUUUUGAUCUCACAGUCAUAGAACGAGACCCUAAAUAUACAAGGUCAUCUUCUGCAUUAUCUGUGGGAGGAAUUCGACAACAGUUUUCAUUGCCAGAAAAUAUUCAGUUAUCCAUGUACAGUGCUGAAUUUCUCAGGAAUGUCAAGAGACACUUGAGUGUGCUUGAUGAUGACCCCCCUGAUAUACAGUUUCAGCCUCAUGGAUACCUUUUUCUAGCAUCUGAAGCAGGGGUUCAGCAAAUGAUUAAGAACCAUGAAGUCCAGAAAGAACAGGGUGCAAAAGUGCAAUUACUUGGACCAAAAGGACUAAAAGAGAAGUUUCCAUGGAUAAAUACAGAUGGCAUAGAAAUGGGAUCAUAUGGCAUAGAAAAUGAAGGCUGGUUUGACCCAUGGGCAUUAUUGUCAGCCUUCAAGAAAAAAGCCAUUUCCCUUGGUGCUAACUACAUCAAUGCAGAGGUCAUUGGGUUUGAAUUUGAGAAUGCAAAUCCAGUAUUGGGAGAUGAAACUGCAGAUCCAGUCUUGCGCACUAAUUAUGUGUAUGUAAAAGAUGAUUCAGGGGAUGUUCACUGCAUUGAAUUUGGAGAUUUGGUUGUUGCAGGCGGGCCUUAUUCUGGAGAAAUAGCUCAGAUGCUACAAUUAGGACAAGGUCCUGGUCUUUUGCAACUUCCAUUACCGAUAGAGCCAAGGAAGAGAUAUGUCUAUGUUUUCAAUUGUGAAGAUGGUCCUGGAAUAGAUAUGCCCUUGGUUAUUGAUCCCACUGGUACUUAUGUUAGAAGAGAGGGAUUAGGUGGCAAAUAUAUCUGUGGAAGAUCUCCCUCAGAGGGAGAAGAGCCUGACAUAAGCAAUUUAGAAGUUGAUUACAAUUUUUUUGAAACUUCAGUUUGGCCAGUACUGUCACAACGCAUUCCUGCAUUUGAAGCUAUAAAGGUAUCAAGUGCGUGGGCGGGAUACUACGACUACAACACAUUUGACCAAAAUGCGCUGUUUGGCCAACACCCCUACUACCCGAACGUGUACUUUGCUACAGGUUUCAGCGGCCAUGGAAUCCAAAUGGCUCCUGCGAUUGGAAGAGCAAUGAUGGAAUUGCUAUUAGACAAAGUGUAUGUCACUAUCGAUAUGUCAAGAUUCCAUGUGACUCGCUUAUUUCAUGAGAAGCCAGUGUUUGAGAAGAACAUUGUCUGAUGACUAGUCAUUUAAUUCAAAGCUCAGUGCCGAAAUUUUUAAGCACUGCUUUUUUUGCGUACAUAAUUGCUGUAUAAUACGAAUUAUAAUUUUAUGUUGAAUGUAUGUUCGUAAGAAAAAAUUUAUAUUUCAUUAUAUUAACUGCAGCUCCUUUUUGUCGAGAAAUAGCAGUGAUGUCAUUUAAUUAAAUUUUGUUGAAAAUUUAAUAUGAUUUUGAUCUCUGAAUGCUGAGGAAACUAAAGAAACUGGUAGCAGAAACAGCACAAUGUUGAAAAAGAAAGAUUAUUGAAAUAGUUUGCCAACUAUUUCUUGGUUGGGAGCAAAAAAAACUCUAAAAUUUUUGAAGGAAAUACUAUCUUAAAUUUCAGCUAACAAAGUGUCGUAUUUCCCGGGAUGUAAUCCACAGGUAGCUUGUUCUUGUAUUUUUAAAGUUAUCGUGUUAUUUUUUACAUUUCUCGGUGCUCUAUUAGAUUUUACUAUAAUUCUAAUGUCAGUUUAUCUUGCAGACUAUUUUUGGGAUUUUGAAUUUCUGUGACAAACUGCUGAAAGAAAUUCUGGUACCAGGCUCAGGAAGGUCAAGGAAUAAAAUAUCUUUGCUUAUUCUAUAGUUUCCUCAUUGUCAGAUUUUCUUCGGAAAGAGUUUUGUUUUACAUAUCAAAGUUAUAUAUAUUGUUUGUUUGAAAAAUGUAUUUCAGAGAUGCUAUGAGCCAGUAGGAGUGUCCAAUCAGCAAUAUGGGAUUUCAACCAACUAAAAGCUGUUUGAUUAAAAUUUUUCCAAUUUAGAAACUUUAGAAGGUGAUAAAGUGUCAAAAGAAUUCCAGGAAUGAGCUUAAGAUUGGUUCUAUUUUUGAAAGAUUAGAUUCAUUGGAUCCACUUGAAAAUGUAAAAGAUUGAUAUGAAACAGGGUUGGCUUUCUGCUGGCAGAAACUAGUUUUUGCCGUACCAGUGGCAGAAACUGUUGAUAACCGGUAAAAACCGGCAGACUGAAAAAACUUAAAAGCGUCUUUAAUAACUCAAGUAAUUACAAAAUUAUAUUUGUUUAAGUAAACUAAAAAAGAUUAAACUUCAUUUAAUCAUUUUCUUUCUAAUAUUAUAUAUGCGAAAGUUUGUCUGUAUGUAUGUAUGGAUGUUUGUUACUCUUUCACGCAAAAACUACUGAACGGAUUUUGAUGAAACUUUACAAUUAUAUAGCUUAUG
Messenger RNA from Uloborus diversus, 2832 nucleotides. RefSeq names its product FAD-dependent oxidoreductase domain-containing protein 1-like. The record is from RefSeq and is a predicted model, not a curated record. The transcript is spliced from 9 exons. Gene Ontology annotation, molecular function: oxidoreductase activity. NCBI's taxonomy places the organism in Eukaryota, Metazoa, Arthropoda, Arachnida, Araneae, Uloboridae. Gene Ontology annotation, cellular component: cytoplasm. Bases 142 to 1635 code for a protein of 497 amino acids.